UUUUUCCCUGCUUUUUCCGAUCAAAAAAUUCUGGGUUUUGUCCUAAUUGCGUCGUUGUUCAUCCAGGUUCAAAUCUCAGUUUCUUUUUGAUCUCUCGUCUUUGAUCAGAUUCCAAUCAUGCAUUCGAUUUUUUCCGGUACUCGUCUAAGGGACAUGAUCAGAUCCAUAAGAGCGUGCAAAACAGUUGCGAAGGAGCGUGGCGUUGCGAGGAAAGAGUGUGCUGAUAUCAGAGCAUCCAUCAAUGAAAACGACCCUCACGAUAGGCACAGGAACCUCGCCAAGCUCAUGUUCAUACACAUGCUGGGCUACUCGGAGAAGAGGAUUGGUUAUCUCGGGCUGAUGUUGCUUCUUGAUGAGAGGCAGGAAGUGUUGAUGCUCGUCACGAAUUCAUUAAAACAAGAUCUUAACCACAGGAACCAGUAUGUUGUAGGGCUCGUGCUCUGUGCUUUAGGGAAUAUUUGUUCUGCAGAAAUGGCUCGUGAUCUUGCGCCUGAAGUAGAGAGAUUGAUCCAGUUUCGUGACCAUAACAUCCGUAAGAAGGCGGCACUUUGCUCCUCUAGAAUAGUGAGGAAAGUUCCAGAUCUUGCAGAGAACUUUGUAAAUGCUGCUUCUUCCUUGCUGAAAGAAAAGCAUCAUGGGGUUCUUAUAACAGGAGUUCAACUUUAUUAUGAACUAUGCACGAUAUUACUAAUAGCGCAUAUCAGCCAGAGUAUGAUGUUGCAGGGAUCACAGAUCCUUUUCUUCACAUACAGUUACUUAAGCUCCUGCGUGUUUUAGGCCAUGGUGACGCUGAUGCCAGGAUUUGAUGACUGAUAUACUUGUCCAGGUUAGUCGUAAUUUAGAAAGUGAUUUUGGAUAUGGCUCACCAUUUUCACAUUUGCAAUGUAAUUCCCGUGGAACCAUAUAUGCUAAGACUUUUUUUAUAUAUUAA
Messenger RNA from Raphanus sativus (radish), 931 nucleotides. RefSeq names its product AP-1 complex subunit gamma-1-like. Gene Ontology annotation, molecular function: clathrin-cargo adaptor activity. Gene Ontology annotation, cellular component: membrane coat; AP-1 adaptor complex. Bases 118 to 777 code for a protein of 219 amino acids. Gene Ontology annotation, biological process: intracellular protein transport; Golgi to vacuole transport; receptor-mediated endocytosis. Lineage: Eukaryota; Viridiplantae; Streptophyta; Magnoliopsida; Brassicales; Brassicaceae. The transcript has 4 exons. The record is from RefSeq and is a predicted model, not a curated record.